AUGGCGACGAGAAACAUUGGUGGAAAUCGACAAAGCAUGGCCCUCGCGGCGACGGGUGGGCAGAUGAAGUCGAGACAGCUGAGCCAUUUGCACUCGCAGCUCGCGCAGCUGUCGGCCAACCUAUCGGAUACGGAAAACCUGCUGCGCAUGACGAGUGUGCAGGCGGAGGCUAUGAGAGGUUUGGGAAGUUGGCACGGAGCGUUGUAA
Molecule: messenger RNA, 207 nt
Organism: Beauveria bassiana ARSEF 2860
Lineage: Eukaryota; Fungi; Ascomycota; Sordariomycetes; Hypocreales; Cordycipitaceae
Exons: 2
Coding region: 1-207 (68 amino acids)
Biological process (GO): attachment of spindle microtubules to kinetochore
Cellular component (GO): DASH complex
Source: RefSeq, a predicted model, not a curated record